AUGGCGACCAAACACACUUCGCACACGGCUGAUUCGUAUACCAUCGGAUGGAUUGCAGCCUUGCCUAUCGAGCGUGCUGCCGCAACAGCCGUUCUCGAUGAGCGCCACGACAAGCCGAGAGACUUUGUCCAGAAUCCAAAUGACAUGAAUUCUUACACCUGGGGUAGGAUGAACCAGCACAAUAUCGUCAUCGCCUCGCUUCCUGCGGGGGUGCACGGGACAACGUCUGCUGCAAUCACAGCGACAAAACUGCUCUCUUCCCUGCCUCAGAUUAGAAUUGCACUUUUGGUGGGAAUUGGUGGCGGUAUUGCUCGGCCAGGGAGGGGGCGUGAUAUUCGAUUGGGUGAUAUCGUUGUCAGUCAGCCCCAGGGAGCUAAUGGUGGAGUGAUCCAAUAUGAUGUGGGGAAGGCUGGCUGUGGUGGAAAAUGGGAGCGAAAAGGCUCUCUCAGCAAGCCUCCACAGAUACUCCUCAGUGCACUGGCAAAUCUACAAGCGGAACAUGAGUUAGGGGAAUCCCAGAUCCUAAGGUUUCUAGCUGUUAUCGCAGAGAAGACAAGCCGGGCAGUGAGGAAUGUCAACGGCAGCAAAUUCGUUCAUCAAGGUCUUAAUAAUGACCACCUUUUCCCUGCAUCUUACAAUCAUGAAUCUGGUCCUGACUGUCAAUCCUGCGACCUAACCAAAGCGGUCAAACGCGAUGAACGAGGAUAUACAGACCCAGAAAUUCAUUAUGGCACCAUUGCUUCUGGUAACACGCUCGUCAAGGACGCUAUGUAUCGGGACAAGAUCCUCAAAGAUAUCGACGAGGAUUGUUUAUGUCUUGAGAUGGAGGCCGCAGGGUUGAUGGAUCAUUUCCCUUGCCUUGUGAUCAGGGGUAUUUCAGACUAUGCAGACUCUCAUAAAAAUGACCAGUGGCAGCGAUACGCCUCUGCCACCGCAGCGGCAUAUGGAAGAGAACUUCUGGAUUAUGUCCCCACACAAGAGCUUCAGGAGACAGAGACAGCGCUCAGAGUUCUCGAAUCGAGAGUUGAUGAAUUGAAAUCAGAGAGUCACGCCGAUGAGAUCAGAAAGUGGCUGUUGCCUCCUGACCCGUCAACGAACUUGAAUGAUGUCCUGAAUAAAAAGCACAUUGGCACUGGGUCUUGGUUUUUGGAAAGCGAGCCAUUUCAGAAGUGGAAAGGCAGCGACUAUAAUAGUCUCUGGCUACAUGGCAUUCCGGGCGUGGGGAAAACAGUUCUCAGUGCUUCGAUCAUCGCAGCAUUGAGCCAGGAGCCCGAUCAAUCUGAAAACAUUCCUCUCCUGUACUUCCUUUUCGAUUUCAGUGACAAUAAAAAACAAUCGCUCAGCGGGCUUGUUCGCUCGUUUGUGACACAGCGCGAGGAUGAGGCACUCUGUGCUACGUUUCAGCAAAUGCUAGACACUGUGAAAGCUACGCGCAUAAUCAUAGACGCAUUGGAUGAAUGCACAACAAGGACCGAUCUUCUUCAAUGGAUAGAAGCUCUCAUUCACUCAGAAGGCACGGUGCCUCAACUCCUUGUUACAAGUCGCAAAGAAGUGGACAUUGAGUCUAGUUUCGAACGGCUGCUGCCUAACAACAGUAUUUAUCCUAUUAUACAGGGCCCUGUGGACGACGAUAUUCUUGCAUAUGUUCAUGAGCGGCUGCUAACUGACCGUGGAUUUGAGAGAUGGCAGACAGAUGCGUCAGUGCAAAAUGAAAUCGAGUCUGAACUUAUGAAAAGGGCAGGAGGGAUGUGGGUUGUAUGCCAACUUGAUAUUCUGCAAAAGUGCUUGGAUCUCAAAAUGCUUCGACGGUCACUACGGUCUCUCCCGAAGACUUUAUCAGAAGCAUAUGGCCAAAUUCUGGCCAACAUCGAUGAAGGCUACAGGGAUUAUGCCAUACGACUUUUGCAGUUUUUGACUUACUCAGAGCGUCCCUUGGACCUUGAGGAAGCGGUGGAAAUUAUGGCAAUAUAUCCCGCCGCACAGCCUCCUUUUGAUGUUAAGCGAAGAAUGCCAGCGCCUCGCGAUAUUAUGAGAAUAUUCCCAAGUCUCGUUUCUCUCGUGAUGGAUCGUAACGGCAUGAAUGUCCAUCUAUCUCACUUCUCUGUUCAACAGUAUCUGAAAUCCAACCUGAUCAAUGCAAGUUUCCCAGAACACAUGGCUGAUGUCGGAAUGCUGUUCCAAUCAAGCCUGAAUCGCGGGGCCGACGUGAAUGCCCUGGGCGGAGAAUACGGAUAUCCACUUGUAGUCGCGUCCUCUGAAGGUCGAAGAGAUAUGGUAGCGUUGCUUUUAGACAACGGUGCUCGUAUUGACGUUUGUGUAAAGGACCAUGGCACAUUUGAUCACGGUACGCCACUGCACGUUGCAUGUUUCGAUGGUCACAAGGAGGUCGUGCAGCUUCUGCUAGCCAAAGGCGCCAAUGUCAACGCACCAAACAGUCGAUGUGGAACGCCACUCAUGGAUGCUUCGGUCAAUGGUCAUCUAGAAGUUGUCAACCAACUGCUAGAGUGA
Molecule: messenger RNA, 2508 nt
Organism: Aspergillus nomiae NRRL 13137
Lineage: Eukaryota; Fungi; Ascomycota; Eurotiomycetes; Eurotiales; Aspergillaceae
Product: putative multiple ankyrin repeats single kh domain protein
Exons: 5
Coding region: 1-2508 (835 amino acids)
Biological process (GO): nucleoside metabolic process
Molecular function (GO): protein binding; catalytic activity
Source: RefSeq, a predicted model, not a curated record